GCGACUCUCUCGUGUUGAGGUCUUCGCUUUGCAACCUUUUUUUAAAGUACGACUUUGCGACUCUAUAACUUCACCUAACCCCAGUCGGCCUUUCAAAUUUUCUACAAAUCCCAUUUCCAUUUCUGUGCUCAGUCAAUGCUCGCAUUCUCUUGCUCGAUCUCUGUCUCUUAUCUAUUAACCCGUAUAUCCUGUGAGACGCAGAGUGACAGAGUAAAGGGUUGGGUUGAGACGUUGAUCACAUACCAUGUCUGACAUUGUCGACGAGGCUUGGAGGAAAUAUCUCCUGCAGCUUCAGCUUCACCCUCUCAGAACCAAGGCAAUUACAGCUGGAUUUUUAGCUGGGUGUAGUGAUACAGUCGCCCAAAAGAUUUCUGGGAUCAAGAAGCUUCAACUGAAAAGAUUACUUCUUGUCAUGCUCUAUGGGUUUGCAUACGCUGGGCCUUUCGGGCAUUUCCUCCACAAGUUGAUGGAUAAAAUUUUCAAAGGGAAGAAGGGCAACAAAACUGUUGUGAAGAAGGUGUUAUUGGAACAGUUAACUUCCUCUCCGUGGAACAACCUUUUCUUUAUGAUCUAUUAUGGUUUGGUAGUAGAAGGAAGACCAUGGGGUUUAGUCAAGCAUAAAGUUAGAAAGGACUACCCCUCUGUUCAGUUAACAGCAUGGAAGUUUUGGCCUAUAGUUGGUUGGGUGAAUUACCAGUACAUGCCUUUGCAAUUCCGUGUUAUAUUCCACAGCUUUGUUGCCUCGUGCUGGUAGAGACUAUCCCCCCUAUCCCCGAAGGGCUUGACAAAGACUGGUAAAGUUGACUCAGGAAUACCUUUUAGGUGUCAUCUGCCUGCAGCAACUACUCAGGUGUACCUUGAGACUUCCAAGUAGUGAGUCUGUUCGUGCAAUUCAUGCCAGUUACCUUUCAGUUUCAUUAUCUUCUUCUUGUUGGUUGUCCUAUGUAGGGAUACCAAUAGAUGAAAUCAAAAUGGAAGGGCCAAGAAGUGGGAUUAAAACUCGAGGGAAUACCAAUUGGUUGUCACAUGGCAAACAUUUGAAAUUCUGCUGUUUCCUUCAGGUUCCUACUGGCAUGACAAAAAAUGUGAAGCAAAUGUUUCAAUACGAUAUCACUGCUGGGAACGACCAAGCGCGUGGCUUCUGGUCUUCAUCAUUAGGAAAAAAAAAUUAUUGUAGUAAUUAUCAUGCAUUGUUUAAGUUGGUAGUAUUAUAGUAUGCAUACGCAUAUAUACAUGCAUAUAACAUCAUACAAGUAUUCUCUUAUUACCCAAUGUAUUUAAUAAUGUCUGGAAUAUUUAGUAGUUAGCACUGACUCAGUCCUUUUUCUGCGUGUUAACUUCAGGGCGAUCUUUCUAAAUCUGAAAGCUAGAUCUGUUGCAAUUAAGAAGGCAUAGAAUGAAGAAACUUUCUCAUGUUUGGUUUGUA
Carya illinoinensis is the source of this 1426-nucleotide messenger RNA. Its product is annotated as peroxisomal membrane protein PMP22-like. The transcript is spliced from 7 exons. Bases 245 to 754 code for a protein of 169 amino acids. Gene Ontology annotation, cellular component: cytoplasm; membrane. The record is from RefSeq and is a predicted model, not a curated record. NCBI's taxonomy places the organism in Eukaryota, Viridiplantae, Streptophyta, Magnoliopsida, Fagales, Juglandaceae.